AGCCAAGCUCGCCUCCUUUUUGCCCGUCAGUUGCCGCGGGGAGAGGCAGCGCCCUGCACCGCCAGAUCCGCUCCGGGGAUUCUGGAUAUUAAAGAAGAAAUGCCCCCAGCCUGAGAUGCCUUAAGGGCUUCUCUCCUUCCAGAAGACAUACAGAAUAUAGUAUUGAAUUUUUGAAGAUCCCUAUGGUUCUCCCUUUGGCCUAGCCUCUGUGUUGGUGAAUAUCAAAGCUGCUGGGAAAACUUUGAUUGGGCCGCUGCCUCGGACACGGUACGGUGGUAUGUGACAUCCUUGUUAUUGCUGACAAAGGGUUCUGGAAAGCUGAUCUUCUAAGGAUCCUGCUAACAGAAUUAAGCAGUUGGCUGAGAUGUCCACCGCUAAAGUGCCGAUCUACCUGAAAAGAGCAAGCAGAAGAGGAAAGAAAGAGAAGCUUCGAGAUAUCCUCUCUUCAGACAUGAUCAGCCCACCGCUGGGGGACUUCCGGCACACGAUCCAUAUCGGGAGCGGUGGGGAGAACGACAUGUUUGGCGACAUUUCUUUCCUCCAAGGGAAGUUCCACCUUCUGCCGAGGACAGAGGGCAACUUGAGUCCGGACGGGACCAGCCAGUACGUGGUGCCCUUUGAGUUCUCGCGGACCGCUACCAUCUCGGGUUACGAGCCGCCGUCGCCUUUGGACAUCCCGUCACCUCUCCUCAAAAACGCAAUCUCCCUGCCGGUCAUCGGUGGCUUGCAAGCAUUGACCUUGCCUUCUGCUCAAGCCCCGCCUAAACCGCCCCGCCUCCACCUUGAUGACAAAGGUCCAGCCGCUCCCCAAACAAACGACCUUGUACAGAAUCCUCCCUGCAUAGGUUCUGCUAGGACUUUGGAGCUCAUUGGUGCCCCCAACGGCAAGUGUGUGGCGUCUGUGAACGGGUUUGCAGAGGAGGAAAAUAAAGACAAGGCUUUCAUGUCCCACGCGGGCUCUCUGCUCUCCCUUCACGUGGACUUGGGGCCGUCGAUUUUGGACGACGUUCUCCAGGUGAUGGAGAAGCACCAGACGGAGGAUUUGGGUGCUUCCUUGCAUGAUUCCAACAGACAGGAAAUCCUGACAUAACCAGGGAGGUGUCCAGCGGAGUGGACCUUUGACUCUUAAAGCACAGCAUUUUGUACAUAAGCGAGUGUUUUGAUGUUAAAUGAGCCACCUAAAUUGGGUGAAUGGAGUGUAAGAACCUUUGGUGUGGCUUCACUAAUAAUAUGAUCCACCAUCCUCCCCACCUUUCAAAGAGCCUGUUGCACAAGGCAGACUUCUCUCUUUCCAAUGCACUGUGUCGGCAAAAACUGAGAUGCGGGUGGGUCCCUUGCCCUCUCUGCAAGCUCUACACACACAACACACACACAACACACACACACAACACACACACUUCUACUGAAACCUGUAUUAGCAACCAAGCAAUAAACAAAUAAGCAUAUGUUAAGUUACCACUCGU
This is a messenger RNA of Rhineura floridana, 1463 nucleotides long. RefSeq names its product CDC42 effector protein 2 (gene CDC42EP2). Bases 365 to 1090 code for a protein of 241 amino acids. The record is from RefSeq and is a predicted model, not a curated record. Lineage: Eukaryota; Metazoa; Chordata; Lepidosauria; Squamata; Rhineuridae. The transcript has 3 exons.